CAAGCCGUAUCACUAUUGUUAGCUCAGAUAUCUUAUCUUCCUGCUCACCAUCUCAGAGUCAACGCUACAUCAACCUCAGCCAUGAAUCCAUCAACUUCAGCUAUCGAUGUCUCAUCCUCAGCCAUGGAUAUGUCAGACUCCACUACCCCAGAAUACUCCACAACCUCGUCGAGUCAACCAUUUCGAUUUCUCGAUCUACCAAAGGAGUUGCGUUUGAUGGUAUAUGAACGUCUACCGCGCGCAACCAAGCAUUACCCCAUCGUAGCGUCGAGGACUCGGUCAACUUCAUGUCCUCACAACGCUUCGAUGAUACUGGUCAAGAGGGCUGUUUCGACGACCAUCUUGUUAACCUGCAAACAAAUCAAUUCUGAGGCAGACCACCUCAUUCAAAGGUCUAUUCGGGAUUUCAUUCUCACACACACGCCCAAAGUCAUCAUGAAUACGGAAGCCUGCCAUGACAGCUGUGCAUCCGACCAGAUGGCCAGCCUCGAAUGCUUCGUCGACGCUGUAGAGAGGCUUUCCAAAGCAGUGCGGGUAAGCAACCGUGUAUCCUCCUCAUCUAACAUCAUGCUAAUCACCUAUACACAGACAACCGAAUCAGAGCGCAAAGACUGGUACUCGCCCAUACGCGAACAGCUAGAUUUCCUCUGCAUCACCGAUUCAGACAUGCAAUCAAAGUUCAACAACAUCUGCACACAAACAGAACGCCAGCUCGCUUUCCGCGACAACCCUCACUGCGUACAGCUGGUCAACGUCUUGCCCAAGAGGUCGACGGCUGGAUACCAGAUGUUGUUCCAAGAGAACCGCCUAAGGCCUCUUUUCCACAUGAAUCUCGAUCUGCCCCUCCGCGCGGGGUUCGAGGUGUCCAUGGCCGGAUGGAUCGAGGUAGAUUCCGAUCACCUGGCCCUGGACAAAUGUGUGCCGACGUACAUGCAGAGCAGGUAUUCUGCAUCGGCAAGGCAUCACUACAAUAUUCGCGACAAGAAGAGAGUUUACGAAGCGAUGGAUAAGGAGACUUGGACGCGGGACUGGUUGGUGUAGAUGUGUCUGCAAGACUUUCCUGUCGCAGACUUGUGGAACUUAAAUAGACGAGCACUAUGCCAAAUUCAAAAAAAUACCACUUCUAUACUAUCACUUUGACUGCGUUUCUCAACUGUACUCACUCUCCCAUCUCAUUCUUCACAAUAUCCACCCAAACCUCGAGUCUCGACAGCACCACACACACAGCCAAUCACACCAGCCCAAGCCCAAG
Molecule: messenger RNA, 1252 nt
Organism: Dothidotthia symphoricarpi CBS 119687
Lineage: Eukaryota; Fungi; Ascomycota; Dothideomycetes; Pleosporales; Dothidotthiaceae
Exons: 1
Coding region: 82-1041 (319 amino acids)
Source: RefSeq, a predicted model, not a curated record